Messenger RNA from Dioscorea cayenensis subsp. rotundata (Guinea yam), 1489 nucleotides. RefSeq names its product plant intracellular Ras-group-related LRR protein 8. Gene Ontology annotation, molecular function: protein binding. The record is from RefSeq and is a predicted model, not a curated record. NCBI's taxonomy places the organism in Eukaryota, Viridiplantae, Streptophyta, Magnoliopsida, Dioscoreales, Dioscoreaceae.
AAGCCAUGGAGGACGAGAGGAGCGAUGCCGGAGUACAUGGCGACGCCGGAGACGACAAACCUCCGGUGAUCACCGUCCGCGUGAAGUUCCAUGGAAGGACGAUCCCAGUCUCCAUCUCGCUUGAAUCCACCGUCCGGGACCUCAAAUCUUCACUGCAGCCCCUGACCAAUGUCCUCCCUCGUGGGCAAAAGCUCAUCUUCGAAGGUAAAAUUCUCAAUGAUGCGUCAAGCUUACAGUCAUCUAAAGUCACAGAAGGGUCCAAAAUGAUGAUGAUAGCAUCUCAGGGCUUACAUCAAGGGGAUGGCCCUAUUACCAAUGAUCCCUUCUUCUAAAUCAUCAACUUAAGUAAUAAUGUGCGCCUCCUUAAAAGCAAGGCAGAAGUUCAGAAGAACAAUUUUGGUUCAGCUCGUGAGAUGAAAACUACACUGACUAAAAAUCAAUCAGAUCAUUGGAGAAUAACUGGUGUUGUCGCUUUGUCAGAGUGCCAGUUGAAGGUUCUACCGGAAGAAGUAUGGAAUUGUGGAGAUAAAAUAAGAGUACUGGACGCCAGCAAUAAUUUUAUUCAAGAAGCACCAGCUAAAAUUGGUUUACUGAAAUCAUUAUAUAAACUCAUCCUAAAUGCAAAUGAAAUUUCGGAUAAGGGAACUAGUUGGGAAGGCCUGUCAUCGCUUAAGUCUUUAAUGUUUCUUUCUCUAAACCAAAAUUACCUUACAACUUUGCCCUCUGCAUUGGGAUCCUUGACAUCGCUUCAACAGCUUCAUCUGGCUAAUAACAAGCUGGCAAACUUGCCUCCUGAAUUAGGAUUAUUGAAUCAACUCGAAAUUCUGAAUGUUCGGAACAAUAGGAUAAGCUCAGUCCCAUCUUCUAUUGGAAAUUGUUCUUCUCUUAUUGAGAUUGACUUGUCGUCAAAUCUCUUGGUUGAGUUGCCAGAGACUGUUGGAAACCUGACAAAUUUGAAGGCCUUGCAUCUUAGUAACAACGGACUUAAAUCUCUGCCGCCUUUGAUGUUUAAGAUGUGCACUCAGUUGUCCACUCUAGAUCUUCAUGGCACAGAAGUCACAAAUGAUGUCCUUCGGCAGGUUGAAGGAUGGGAAGCUUUUGAUGAGCGGCGUCGAGCCAAGCAUCAGAAGCAACUUGAUUUUCGUGUUGGGUCGUCCGGGUCGUUUGAUGAGGGUGCUGAUGAUGAGAGGAAUUGAUCCAUCUUUUAAGGUAUACCGUGUGAAAAAAUUUGUGUAGUCAGUAACUGUUGUGGUGGCGGAAGUAAAAAUUCUUGGGAGGAUAAUACCUAAAGACUACAUCUUGUGCCCUCUGGAGAUGGUGAUAUCUCCGUAAGCCUCAAUCUGCUCAACCUUGAUAAAGUCUAGUGUGGCUAGCACUGCAACGACCAACAUAAUACUCUGCUACUUAAAAGCGAAAAAUUAUGUCACAUGCAUUCAGAACAAUUUUCUUUCAGAAGUUGAUUUCCAGGUUUUAAAUUAAUUAUAAAACA